AUGGAGCUUCUCCGUUUUCCUGCUGCGCCUUUCAGACCGUACGCGUACGGCACGAGCUUCUGAAAAACUUUUGGAAAAUUGUGUCCAAUUUGAGAGCAAGUCAGACGAAUUUCGUGGCAAGACCCAUUACUGGAGUAAUUUAAUGUUUACACUGAACUGUUGCGAAGGCAUUGGUCGGUUGGCAACACGACGAAAAGAUGACAUCUUCUCCGCGCCGAGAAAGGUCAUAAACGGAGCGAUGGCAGGUCGUCUUCAGAAGAAACGGGCACGGACGGACGGAUAAUAAAUACUUUAUGGGCGUGUCAUUGGACUUUAAAGGGAAACCAUCUGUCAAUUGGCGAGCGGCACCAAGAAACAACAUUGAAAACCGGGUGGGGGCGAACAUAAUUAUCGUCUUAUUUGUGUUUGCGCAAUACAUUUUAGGCGGGAUUUUGGGUAGGAAAGUGGGGGGGGUCUAUUUGAAUGUCAACAUAAGUAAUGGAGAGAGAACUUUCAAACUAUGGGGUGCAUUUUGCAGCGAAAAGGAGAAAAAAGCUGUGAUAAAGAAAAAGGAAAGCGAACAUUUCCUAUUAUUGACCUACGGGACAAGAACAUUGUGUGGACGACAAAAAGCAAACAGACCGUUCUUUUUUAGGAGUGAACAAGCCUUUUCUCUCCUUUUUUUGAUGAAAAGGAGAGCGAGAAGAAACAGUACUCUUCAACAACGAAUGAAAUUCGAAAAUGGAUGUACUAGUCCCCUACUUUGUGGCUAGAAAGAAACGAAGAAAAGAAGAAGACAAAUUACAUUUCGACUACCGCCCCGGCACGACUACGGACGACGAAAUCGAACGCAAUGAGAUUAGCCCUCGCUAACUUCAGGCAGCUACUCGCUUAAAUUGUAAUGGAACGAGCCGAUUCUCCUGGCGGGCAGGACGACUACAUCCAUAAUUGAUGUGUAUCUCCAUCCCCAUUCUUCCCAUUUUUUUUUCGAUUCGUCGCGUCCAACCACCAAAAAAGGGUUUGAUCUCGGGCGGGCUCGAACCGCCGGCCUUCUGUGUGUUAGACAGAUGUGAUAACCACUACACCACACAGGUGAAACGCGGUUGAUCAAUUAUACAAUUGAGCCAAUUGUAGACAAAUUAUCAACAAAUCGCGAACGGGAUGAGAAGCAGAGUGGCGCACAACACAGUGUAUAAUAAAGAAAUCGCGCUUGUUCGCGAUUGAUGUAUAAUUAGUGAAUUAUUGACAAGUUCGCGAACGUGGGUGCACAAUCGACAAAUCGGCGAACGGGCUGGUCACUCCGAGUUUUGCUUUUGCAUUCAAACAUUUGCGAUUUUUUCAUAUUUUCGUUGGUUUUUAUUGCAAUUUCGCAUGCUUUUAUGUAAUUAAACCAAAGUAGAGCAUACAGGUUUCGCAUUUCAAUUCGUUAUGGUUCAUUGCCACGACUAAUACUUCCAGAAACAGACAGCCGCAGGUGAGAAAAUGGAUUUUUGAUUCAAUUGCAUCAGAAAAAAGAUUUCAGAUAAUGCGAACGAAUUUAGAAAAAGAGAAUAACUGGAAGUUAUUAAUGCCGACCAAGAUUUAAAAAAGUGAUUCGAGUGUGCCGGGCGCAGAGUUCGAACAGUGUCAGACGGCCUAUUCCUCGCAAAAACGAACAACGUGGUCGUUGGACGGUGAGAUUCAGAAGGAUACAAAGAAAAUCAAUCAUUCAAUUUCAGUCAAUGUUCGUCUUCGAAUAGUGUGUGGGAAGAAAACGAUGGCGUUUCGAAAAGGAAAGAAAAGAUGAACACAUUCAGCAUGAGGACGGAGUCGCAGAAGUAAUCGCCGACUGUUACGUGAUUUUAUACUCAAUUCUUUUUUUUUCGAUUUUUUCUUUCACUUCUUCUUUUGUCUCUAACAUUGCAUUCUGUUAUUUUGUUACUUUUUUCGUUUAAUAAAGUUAUCUCGUCUAAAGUGCGAUUUGUGAAAAAUUGGCUUGUUAUACAAUGGGCGAUUUGUGCAGGAUUUGUCAAUUAUACAAUGCCCGUUCGCGAUUUGUCAGUUAUUAAUCAACAAUUCGCUUCAUCGCGUGUACCUGGAGAAAAAAUCUGGGAUAAAUCGCUAACCAAUUCCACACUUUUCGCGAUUCACCUGUGCACGAGAUCGCCGGUCAACCUGCGCUCCCGAGUACGUAGAGGUGCGCGCUGUUUUAGUUAAAACUUGACCCCCUAAAACACGUUCUCCCGUGUUUCAUAAAUUUCAGAAAGGAAAAGUAUGGCAAUAUUGUUAAUGGAAAACGAAAACCACCCACAAUUGAAUGGGAGAAGAGAAGAGAGAAGAAGAAAGAAAGUAAAAGCGCAAAUAAAGACGUUUUUAUGUGAUAGUAACAUAUAAAACGCCCAAGCUUCACACAUUUUUCACCCAUUUUUCUACUGAAUAGAAAAAGCGAAUAACAAAAUAGUUUAGGAGGAAAUUCGAGAAAGAAGCGAAGGAAAUGGAGGAGGAAGAGGAAGACAACAAAAAAGCAAUAGCCAGUGAAAAGUGGAAAAGAUUGUCACAACAGAUACGCGUCGAGAAACUAAACAAAACAAUUGUUGCGGGGGGUUCGGCUCUCUUGCGGCGCCAACGCAAAACGAUUUGAUCUCUGGCGGGCUCGAACCGCCGGCCUUCUGUGUGUUAGACACAUGUGAAAAACACUUAUAAGAGCCAUGGAGCGCGGGGAGGAGCAUUGUAAUUCAUAGCUUUCAAAGUCAGAAGCCACUAAUAAUCUUUCCGCGGAACACUUUUGUUUUGGCCGUACCAGCCGAGGAAAAAACAAUAGAAACGUCGAGAAGACAGACGAGUGGACACUGGCUAAACGGCUCCUCAAUAAUGGGCAAGAAAGCUUUCGGAAGAGAAAACGGGCAGAAGGUUUUGCUCUUUUCGCCUCCUCUCUCGUGCGUAAACUUUGCGGGCGGUCCGCGUCCGUCCGCCCGUCAAAAGGAGCCAAAUUAGUGUGUGAGCAUGCAUUCCGCGGACUGCACUUCCGAAAAUGUGUACUUCUUUCGAAAAUGUGUACUUUACCAAAUAAAUUUCUACAAAAUCGGUACACACACGCAUUUUGUUCAAAUUGUUCGAAAUUAGUAUUUAUUACGCAAAAAUUGAGCUUCCGACAAAAAAUUACGAUAAAAAAUUUCGAGUUUGGUGCUGCGCUUUUAUCAUCGUACUAAAGACGCAACGCGUAGUGUUUUUAACAAAAAAACACAAAGAAAAUAUCAAAAAUGCCGGAUUUUACAGGAAAAAUCAGUAAAAUCGCGUAACAAAACCGCACGCUCACGUACGGUAUUAUUUAAAGGCGCAUGCCCAAAUUUAAACAUUUUCGUUCGUUGCGAGCAGUGUGUCUUUUCGAUAAUCACGAAAAUCGCUUCUUUUUCGAUACGGCACACUGGUUGCGGGACCAGAGAAUAGAAAUAAAGAAAAGAUUUGCUCGAGUGACUGAAAAAGGACUUCUUCUGGCUCUCUUUUUCUCAGAAGCACUCACACGAAAUGAAAUGGAAAUGUGACAGAGACGUCUCGUGUGCGGGUGACAUUCCGAGUAACUAAAAGAUAAUUCUCAGGAGAUUCACGCGCAAAAAGUGUUGUUUUGAGAGGGGCGAAGUGUGCAUUUGACACAUCCGGUUUGACGGGCUAAUUCGAUCGGAAAAUUAGAAUUCAAGAGUCCGGAGAGUUGAGGGAAAGCGAGAAAGAGAAAGAGAGAGCUGGAGCAUCAUUACACUCUCGAACAAUUUUAUUGUUUUUGAUAGGAUUCACGGCAUUUCACGGCGACGCGCAUGAAUAUAAUAGCGUUGUACACUUUUCGCCGAUGAUGACGACGAGGAGGGGACGGCAAAAAAGAGGAACGUCUUCUCGGGCGGAAAUUGGAUUGGCGUCGCUUUUUGACACUUUUGGAAAUUGGAAUUCGAAUGGGUUUGCAUUUUUAUGAACUAAACUCAAACGAAAACGUCGCAGUUUCGCAGCCAUCAAAUGGCCAUCAAACCCAUGUCGGAACGUGGGUUUGCAAAGAAGGUGAUAAAAUCAUCGGAUCGUUAAUAUUAUUCGCCUCUUUUCUUUCGUCUCUUUAUUUUUCGCCGCCGCGGCAAGUGAGCCGUGACUAAUGGAAUUCCACGGGGUUCCUCCGAGUCUGGAAGGUUUUUGAGCGGAGAAGGCGUGAACAAAGAAAGAAAGCGCUGCCGUUCCGUAAUGCUUACAAGGACACCUCUAACAGAAUCAGUUUCUGAAAAUUUGUCGAAAAUCACUUUUUUUUUCGAUAAAUAGCCAAAAAAUUAGUAAAAUCCCUAAAACGAGUUGCUUGCCCUUACAAUUUAACUUUUCAGAAACUGUCAAGACAACAGUGUUGAGCGGAAUUCCGACGUUGUGCAAAUUUUAUCAGCUGACAACUUUUUUAUAUCACCACUAGCAGCUGAAAUAUGAGGUCUUGAAUAAACAGCAUUGUGUCCAAGAAAAAGUGCACUCCUUUUGUCUCGGCCACAAAUUUUCCGUCCGUUAUCAGCUAGCGUAUACUUAACUUCUCGGUCAACUCGCCUCGUUUGAUAAGAGAAGCCUGUCUAAUGUUUUACAAAACGUUGAAAGAUAGGGUAAUUUCGCGCUGCUCGCCACCUUUUUUGCCUCGUUUACUCUAAUUCCCCUCUCGAAUGAGUCAUUCAUUCGACUGAAGGUUGAACAAACUGUUUCCGUACUUUGUUUGUCCUCAUUCAGACACAUCCUCACCACAAUUUCUCUUUUUUGCUUUCCGCUUUUUUCGUCGGUUUCCCAUCCAUUUUCCCGUAAAUAAUAUGAUUAUGGAAAUGUGAAAAUGAAAAUGAAAAUGGGCCAGUUUCCUAUUUUGCUGAUUUCCGAUGCCUUAUAAAGUUUGGGCCUAAAAAGUUCGCUGAAUUUUUCAUUUCCGGCUCUCCGUCUCAUCUCUCAUCCCACAAACUCAAUUAGCCGCCUCUCGCCGCCGUUUUUGCUCAUUUCCGGAUGGAUUUCCGAGUGAAUUCUCUCAAAAACUUUAAAUAAAACUAUAAUAUCGGAAAGGUGCAGGCUAUAGUCAAAAGGAAAGAAGGGGGAGAACGUCCGAAGCACAAACACUCACGCACAAAUAUCCGUUUUCCUUUCUCCUAAUUCGAAUUUUCUCCUUUUUCGCUCGCUCUCACUCAUCCAUGGUCUGACACGUAUCGGUUUCACAUUCCGGCCUCUUCUUCACUGCUCCACGUUCAUUCCAGCCGACGGGUCUCGCCACGAAAAUAUUGUUCGAUGCUGCGCCUUUAAAACCGUAAUGAACACACAUUUUUGUGAAAAGUUGUGUCAGAAACGUCACUUCCAGAGAUAAUAAAGCGAAAUGAUGUAAAUUUGAUAGAAAAAACCCGAAAAACAGCAACAAGCAUUUGGGGUACGGUAUUAAAGGCGCAGCACCAGAGUUUCGUGGCAAAAGUCGAUCAGCGAACAAAUCGCGCUCUACCGCUCAAGCCGUGGACGCGAAAAGAGUGCGAAAUUCGAAAUUUCACGAGAAAUUCACACAAGAAGUUGCGGAAAUUUGGAAUUUGCAUCAAUUGACUGAAAUUUGAGCUAUAGAGCGCAAUUGCUCCACUUAUGAAGGCACACUUUGAGCAUAAAAUGUGAUCCGGGUGUUCCAGAGCCGCCCCUCGCUUGGCCACCUUUUCCGCCUCCGUUCUAUUGUCCUCUUCUCUGUUUGCCUUCUCUUUUUCACCGCCAUUCCCUUCCGUUUUUGUGCUCAUUCACUCACUUUCCUCCCUCUUUCGCUUUCUCUCUCUCUCUCUCUCUCUCUCUCAUUCUCUUCAUAUCCAAAUGAGCUGUUUGGCUUUUUACUCUUUUUUCGCUCCUCUUCCGCAUUUCCAUUAUCCAUUCGCUUUUUGUUAUUUUUUUGGACAGACUCGACACAUUGAAAUUGUGAAAAAGAGUUCACGGUGCUGACAUCACAGAAUAUUCAGAAUCAUAUAAAUGUUUUGUAUUUUUUGCUCACUUUCGAGGUCUUACAGUAUUCAAAGAACCAAGUUUGAGAGUUUUUAUUAGAAAAAAUGCUCAUUUCCGCCCCCGCUGAACCCUUAAUUUGUGAUGUCUCCUCUUCUUCUUCUUCUUCUUCUUCUUCUCCGAAUGCAUUAAACAUCUUCCCCCUUUUUCUUUUUUUUUCUCCGCUUCUCAUGACGUGAACGAACCCAUCGGAUCGCUCAGAAUCUUCGGAUCCUUCGAGAAACCGUUCGCCGCCCACACAACUUUAUGGCCAUCAAAACGCCUCCGUUCCGCCCGUAUUUUUACGUUCGCAACUGCCCUCCGGCUGCUCUUAAAUAUUUAUGUUCCGCCCGUUUUCCUUCAUUUUCGCCCAUUUUUCCAUUUUUCCAUUUUUCUCUCGGCUUUUCCGAAGCGGACAAUAGAAGUUAAUCAUUGCAAAAAGGCUUUGUUUUGGCUCAAAAUUUCAAGCUCUUCGAGGUCGGAGUAUUCUAGGCCACCUAUGGAAUCCUAGGCCAUCUAACCAGAUUGGUUAGUCGAAGAAUUCAGUGUUCUAGGCCGCCUAGAUCAGCUGUUUGCAGUACUGAGAAAGCAAGCUGAAAUCCUAGGCCAGGUAGUCAGAUUUCUAGAUGUAAGAGUCGGAAUCGUGUCCUUCUUGUUGAGUUGUCUUUCUAGAUUUCUAGGCCAUCAAUCACAGCCCUCAGAUUGGAAACCUAGGCCACCUCGUCAAAUUCGUCGGCCAUCCGCCCACGCAGCUGAAACAUUGACGGGGGGAAAGCGCUCACAGCUGUGCUUAUACGGGGCCACCACACAAUUCUGCGCCUCCGUCGCUCGCUUUCCCAUUAUAUUUCGGCUCGUUUCCGAUAUAUUUAUGGCUUUCUCUCUCUCUCUCUUCCUCUUUUUGUCUUUCCGGCGCCGUUUUCAGUUGUGUGACGUUUCACUUCUCUUUGUUUCGCCUUUCAGAAAAGUUAAAAUCUUGAAGGUAACCCUCUGAGACUGAGUUCGAGUCCGAGUGAGGAAAGAGAGGAGGAGGAUUACAGUAUGCGGGUCAACGUGGCACGAGUGUGGGAGGACGCCGAUUAUGAGAAAGUGCGGGCUCUGUGCGAGCAGGACAGUGGAUGGGUUGAGGUGUACAAAAAGAAGGAUAUUGCGGUUUUCACGCAAGCCGUCGAGAACAGCAGCUAUCAGAUGAUUAGGGCGACCGCCGUGUUUCCCGAUGUGUCCGCCUCGGUCGCCUACGAUGUUCUUCACGAUUCGGCCUACCGAUCCAAGUGGGACAAGUACAUGAUCAAGCAGGAAUCGAUCGGACUCAUCAACCCGAACAACGACGUUUGCUACUAUUCCUGUAAGAAACUUGUGCCCCUCCUCCUACCACUAUAAACACUCUUUUCAGUGAAUUCUGUGCCGCCAAUCCGGCCACGCGAUUUCGUGAUGCAGAGAAGUUGGCUGGAGACCGAGAAGGACCGUCUCAUCUGUUCGCACUCAGUGUGCCACGAGGACUACCCGCCGGCGAAGGGAUGCAUUCGGGCGACCGUGCUGCUCUCUGGCUACCUGAUCAAGGAGAAGGAGCAAGGAUGCGAGGUCAUCUACAUCAGUCACUCGGAUCCGAAAGGAAAGUUGCCGACGUGGCUCGUCAACCGGGUCACCAAGGUGGUGGCUCCAAAAGUAAUCAAGAAGCUGCACAAAGCGUGCCUCGGGUAUCCGGAAUGGAAAGAGAAGCACCAUCCGAGCUGGAAGCCGUGGAGUGUUCCAGAACAACAGGUACUCCUCUCCUCACUCCGAGCUCCAACUCAACAAUUUCAAAACUUCAGAUGGAUUUGGCUCGAGUGGACUUGUUGAAAUGUCAGCCGAAGGUGUACGAUCAGGAGAUCAUCGACGAGUCGAACCUGUCGGCAAUGAGUAUCAGCACGAAGGACGACGAGGACGAGGAUUCGCUGAAGAACUGA
Molecule: messenger RNA, 7886 nt
Organism: Caenorhabditis sp. 36 PRJEB53466
Lineage: Eukaryota; Metazoa; Nematoda; Chromadorea; Rhabditida; Rhabditidae
Source: the annotation of a GenBank genome assembly